ACUCCUCGCAUUUUCAUUGGGUCGCUCUCUGAUCUCCCUCUCUCUCCUCUCUCCCCUCUCUCUCUCAUCCAUGUCGCCGACCACUUGCUAAGCUUCGCUUCGCCAAAGGCAAUUAAAACCGCGCUUCACAGUUCUCUUCUCGCCCUCUCGCCGAUCUCCCAAGCCUCUAGAGGGAAUCGAUUUUGAGCGAAUUUGAAUUUGAUUUUUCACCUCUAAUCGAUGGCUGCACCACCGGCUAGGGCUCGCGCCGAUUACGAUUACCUAAUCAAGCUCCUUCUUAUCGGCGACAGCGGUGUGGGAAAGAGUUUCUCAGAUGGUUCAUUCACGACCAGUUUUAUCACCACCAUUGGAAUUGAUUUCAAGAUAAGAACCAUUGAGCUUGAUGGAAAAAGGAUUAAACUCCAGAUCUGGGAUACAGCUGGUCAAGAGCGCUUCCGAACAAUUACAACAGCUUACUACCGCGGAGCCAUGGGCAUUUUGCUGGUGUAUGAUGUUACCGAUGAGUCGUCUUUCAACAACAUUAGGAACUGGAUUCGCAACAUCGAACAACAUGCUUCUGAUAAUGUAAACAAGAUCUUGGUGGGCAACAAGGCUGAUAUGGAUGAAAGCAAAAGGGCGGUUCCUACUUCCAAGGGUCAAGCUCUUGCUGAUGAAUAUGGUAUCAAGUUCUUUGAAACUAGUGCAAAGACAAAUCUGAAUGUGGAGGAAGUUUUCUUUUCAAUAGCAAGGGAUAUUAAGCAAAGACUUGCAGAAUCUGAUUCAAAGGGUGCUGAGCCUCAGACAAUUAAGAUUACCCAACCCGACCAAGCCGCUGCCGGUGGACAAGCAGGAGCGAAGUCAGCUUGCUGUGGCUCAUAAUUAACGGAACUAAAAAAACUAUAUCAGAAAAGAGGGGAAAGAUUCCGAAGCUUGCACCUGAUCUCGGUUUUAAAACUAAAUUUGACAAGCUAAUGAUUUUGUCCCUCUUUUUUAUAUUUUUCCGCUACCAGCCUUAGUAUCAAAGGUAGUAGUUCUUUUUCCCGCUUCCAUUUUUAUCUGUGGAAUUUAUAAAAAGACUUUCUUCUGUCUUCUCUUAUCUGUGUUUUGCCUUGGGGAGCUUGUCAUCAUUGACUGUUCCAUGUGUCACUUCCCUUGAUGUAGAUAAGAUAAUCAGGUUUGAGCUUCUUAUCAAGAAAAAUGCUCAGCAUUAAGUCUCUGCUCAGAUCGUUGUUGAUGUAUUGACAUCCCAUAAAACUUUAUGCAGUCAAACAUGUCAUCUAUUUUUAUGAAUAUCUUCUUCAUAUUAUGAUGAAAUGGCUUGUAUAAACGUGCUAACCUUCGAAUAUGCUAAGCUAAUUUAUGCCUUUUCUUUUCACA
Messenger RNA from Morus notabilis, 1356 nucleotides. RefSeq names its product ras-related protein RABE1c. The record is from RefSeq and is a predicted model, not a curated record. The coding region runs from base 220 to 858 and encodes 212 amino acids. Gene Ontology annotation, molecular function: GTPase activity; GTP binding. Lineage: Eukaryota; Viridiplantae; Streptophyta; Magnoliopsida; Rosales; Moraceae. Gene Ontology annotation, cellular component: plasma membrane. The transcript is spliced from 9 exons. Gene Ontology annotation, biological process: protein secretion; regulation of exocytosis.